AACUUUAGAAAGUAAGGUUGCACCUUUUUGACAAAUGAAUAUAAAGGAUAAAAAUGUUGAAUUGUUAAUCCAUUACUCUGUACAAAUACACACACAUCUCAAACAAACAUCCAAAAAUUACCCAAACUCAAGCAGAAAUCCACUCACUACCUUUUUCUUGUGUGCAGAGAUUUCAUUCUUCAACUUUUUCUUCACCCUUCUUUCUUUUUUCUUCUUUUGUGCACAAAUUUCAAGCUUCAAUUUUUAGUUUCUUACUCAUUUUUUUUGCUAAUUUUUCCUCGAUUAUAGAUAUUGGGUAGUCCACAAAUCUUUGAAAUUUAACGUUCUUGAGCUCUGUGCUUGCUAUUAAAGCUUCCAUCUUUUUUCAACAGCAAAUUUAGCUUUGACUUUUGAACUUGAAAGGUUUAUAAUACUUGUAUUGUAUAAUGGACUCACCGCAAUCUGUUGUGUCACCAUUCAAGAACCUGACUGUAAGUGGUGCUGAGCCAGAGAAACAGAGAUCCGAAAUAUUGGUCCGGGGAUCUCCCACUCACAUGUCUAAUGGAACUGAUAAGAAUGGGGUGAAGAUUAGUGAUAAUAACCCAGAAGAUUUUAUUGGUGCCAUUGAUGUGUAUGUACAUCAGGCAAGGGACAUACAGAACAUCUGUAUAUACCACAAGCAAGAUGUUUAUGCCAAGCUUUGCCUGACAAGCGAUCCUGAAACUGCUGUAUCCACGCAAACCAUUAAUGGCGGUGGGAGGAAUCCCGUCUUCAAUCAAAGCCUUCAGCUGAAUGUCAGGACCAUUGAGUGUUCCUUAAAAUGUGAGAUUUGGAUGCUUAGUCGUGUCAGAAACUACCUUGAAGACCAGCUUCUUGGGUUCACUCUUGUUCCAUUGUCAGAAAUCCUUCUCAAGAAUGGGAAGUUAGAAAGAGAAUUCACUCUUUCGUCGACUGAUCUCUUUCAUUCUCCAUCUGGAUUUGUCCAAUUGUCUCUCUCAUACUCUGGAGCUUCCCCUGAAGUCAUGGAAAUUCCUAAACAACCCAUGGAAACCGAAAAUGCAGUUCAGAAAUCAGAAUCUGUGGAGUCUGUUCCUUGUGCUUUUGACAAUAUCGAGUUUCCCGACCCAAAUAUCGUGAAUGAAAACCAAAUGAUGGUAUCUGAGUACUUUGGUAUGAGCUUAGAUUCUCAAACUACUGAGAGUUUGAUUUCAUCUGACACCGAGAGUCACGAGCUUGGUGUUCGUAUUGUGGAGAGCUUCUCGGCAAACAGUGAAGACUCCAAGCCAAUCCCUAAUGCUGAUUCCCCUCCUAGCAGUGUUUCCACCAAUGGAUCUCCAUCAGUUUGUCUCCCUACAAGCUCUCAAUCUUCUGAGGCUCCAGUCACUUCAAAAUCUCCGAGCCAUGAGCACGUUUCCCCCCUAAAGGACCAGAAGAACGACGAGGGAGCUGGUGAAAGCAAUUCUACCGAAGCUCAUAAACCAUCGAAAAAUACCAUUAUAACCCCACUUGUUACUGUCAAUGUUGAGCCAGAAGAGAAGAUGGUGCAGCAGGACAUUGUGGAUAUGUACAUGAAGAGCAUGCAGCAGUUUACCGAAUCCUUGGCGAAAAUGAAGCUUCCAAUGGAUCUUGAGUCUCAACCAACCAAAUCAGGGAAUUCAUCGAGUUCUGAUCAGAAGUUGGAAACACCAAAGAGUACUGGAUCGCGGGUCUUCUAUGGGAGUAGGGCUUUCUUCUAAUAUGCUUUUUUAUGGUCAUGGUAGAAAGCUAAAACAGGUGACUUUUAGAUUUUAGAAUCAAAAGCCAAUAUUUAGCAAUUACUAAUGUAUGUUGUGAUGUAAUUUGUGCUUCUAGUCUUUUACCUUUGUAUGUCAAGAUGUCUUAGAUGAUGGUAGGAGAUAUUGAGCAAUGGCUGUACUAGGUGCAAACUUUGUUCUGUUACAUUUCCUGUCAUUAAAUGAACAAGUUUCUUCUGUCA
Molecule: messenger RNA, 1954 nt
Organism: Beta vulgaris subsp. vulgaris (sugar beet)
Lineage: Eukaryota; Viridiplantae; Streptophyta; Magnoliopsida; Caryophyllales; Amaranthaceae
Exons: 2
Coding region: 426-1715 (429 amino acids)
Source: RefSeq, a predicted model, not a curated record